Messenger RNA from Papilio machaon (common yellow swallowtail), 1802 nucleotides. RefSeq names its product arylsulfatase B. The record is from RefSeq and is a predicted model, not a curated record. NCBI's taxonomy places the organism in Eukaryota, Metazoa, Arthropoda, Insecta, Lepidoptera, Papilionidae. The transcript is spliced from 8 exons. Bases 39 to 1733 code for a protein of 564 amino acids.
UCGGCAGUGGAAACUCAAUUGAAAUAAUAUGAUGUAUAAUGAUCACUGUCAAGAGUAAUUUUGAAGUGCGAAUAAAAAUGUGGUCAGGCAGCUUGUGUUUUGUACUCAUAAUUAUAUUAUUGUCAGAUGUACAAAAAGUUGAAGGAGAAUGGAAGAGACCUAACAUUGUCUUUAUUAUUGCGGAUGAUAUGGGUUACGAUGAUGUUAGCUUUCACGGUUCAGAUCAGAUUAUGACGCCGAACAUCGACCUGCUGGCUUACACGGGCGUUGCUUUGGAGAGAUACUACAGUCAUGCAGCAUGUACGCCAUCGCGAUCUGCUCUACUCACUGGCAAAUAUGCUCACGUUACAGGUAUGCAAGGAUAUCCUCUAACAAACAGCGAAGAUAGGGGUCUGCCAGUUACUGAGAAAAUUAUGCCCCAAUAUUUCAAAGAGCUCGGUUACGCGACUCACUUGGUCGGCAAAUGGCACGUCGGCCAAUCCCGCACUGAUUUCCUGCCAACGAUGCGGGGAUUUGAUACUCAUUUUGGUCACAGAGGAGGUUUUAUAGAUUAUUAUGAAUAUACACUUCAGGAAGAGAAUGGUGUUGAGGAAGUGACUGGAUUUGGACUAUUCAGAAAUUUAAGUGUGGCUUGGAAUGACGAGGGUUACAUCACAGAUCUUUAUACAAAGGAGGCGAAAUCAAUAAUUAUGUCACACAAUGAUUCCCAGCCGUUACUCCUAGUUGUAGCACACAACGCACCACAUUCGGCUAACACAGCCGCUGUAUUGCAAGCACCUCCUGAUGCAGUUAGGUCCAUGCGACAUAUUGAGUCACCUCAAAGGAGAAUUUACGCAGGAAUGGUCAAAAGACUGGAUGAAAGCGUUGGGGAAAUAGUUAAUACACUAUUAGAAAAGAAUAUUAUUAAUAACACUAUCAUCGUGUUUGUAUCUGACAAUGGUGGCAUGACAUCGGGCGAUUCAAUGAAUUAUGCAUCAAACUGGCCUUUGCGAGGUCUUAAAAUGUCCCCUUUUGAAGGUGGUAUUAGAGUGAACGGACUGAUAUGGUCUCAAAAUUUGACCGAGAAUAAUCAUUCUUGGAAAGGAUACUUUCAUGUAUCUGAUUGGUUACCGACAUUGAUGAGAGCCGUUGGUGCAGACCCGCCAUUAGGAAUUGAUGGCUUUGAUCUGUGGGAUAACAUUAUUAAAAACAAACCCUCUAAAAGAACUGAAAUGUAUGAGUUUGAUGAUAUUGGAGGGCACUAUACAAUUUUUUUUAACGAAUACAAACUGGUGACAGGACAUGUACCAACCGAGUUGGGAGAUUAUGAAGGUGGUGAAGAACUUAAAUCUAUUAUAGGAAAUGGGCCCGACUACAACGAUACUCUACAAAACAGUGUCAUGUAUGACGUGCUUUGCAGUAUAGGAAAACCAUUUGAUUUUGAAAAAGCUAAGCUUCGAGACAAAUUAAAAUUAACUUGCCACGAAGAAGUCGAGAAAAAUCCUCACCUUUGCUUUCCACAAAACACUUUAUGGUGCUUGUACAAUGUUAUAGAGGACCCAUGUGAAACGGAAAACCUGAGCGAAAAUAACCAAGGGUUUAUUCGAAGCAUGUUGAAUAGACUACAAAAGGAGAUAGCCAGAAGCAUACCAAGACAAAAAGUAAAAAGGGACCCUAGAUCUUCGCCACGCUUACAUAACUACACUUGGGACGUCUGGGCUGACGACAUUAACCCAAGUUUAGUUAGUAGUUAAGAUAAUAACGACGAUUUACUUAAAUAUUAUUAGGAAAUUAACUGUUAAAUUAAAAUGGGUGAACAAUUA